Molecule: messenger RNA, 1734 nt
Organism: Cyprinus carpio (common carp)
Lineage: Eukaryota; Metazoa; Chordata; Actinopteri; Cypriniformes; Cyprinidae
Source: RefSeq, a predicted model, not a curated record
AUUGAAAACUGUUUCUGCUGCUGUUCUUCCAGACGUGUUCUUGGCUGCCAUACUACAACCACUGUAUGCAUCGCUUCUCUUUCCUUAUUUGCAUUUUCCAGUUGGCAGGUGGUGUUUGUUUUGUGUGUUCUCUCUUUGUGUGUGUUGCAGGGUGGAGUCAAGCUGCAGAUGGUGUGGGUUACAUGUGACGAAUCGACUGAUAAAAAGAUCUUUCUUUCUCAUUGUGCUUUUCACUUGAGUUUGAGACCUCUCCAGCAUCAGGAGUUUUGUGUAUUCAUUAGUUAACAAGUUAGUUUAAUUCUAAGGAAAUUGUGUGUAAACUUAUUUGGCUUGCUGUCCACUGAUGAGGGGCUUGAUGAAGCAAAGGGAAAGGUACCUAAGAUGAAGGUGGAUAUUGGGAAGGUGGAGGGACGCUGGAACAGCUGAGACUAGAGAGAGGCAGGCUCCCGGAUACAACGGCAUCGUCCUUUAAGCAGAAGAACAGAAGGCUUUAAUCUGCAUUCAUGAGGGAGAAAGUGGAGAACAUGAAGCUUCUCUUUAAUUUGCUCCAAGUGUUCUUGUUUUUACUCGACAACGGUGUGUCUUGUGUCGGAUCAGAUGAAGUAUCGGUUUCAGUGAAGGAGGGAGAUUCAGUCACUCUACACACUGAUGUUAAAACAAAUCAGCAAGAAGAUAUUAAAUGGUAUUUCAAUGACACACGCAUCGCUCAAAUCAGUGGAGAUCUCAGCAAGAUCUGUACAGAUGUUCAGUGUAAUGAAGGUACUGAGAGAUUCAGAGACAGACUGAAGCUGGAUCAUCAGACUGGAUCUCUGACCAUCACAAACAUCACAAACACAGACUCUGGACUUUAUGAACUGAAGAUCAUCAGCAGCAGCACCAGCAGUGACAAGAACUUCAAUGUUGCUGUCAAUGGUGUUCCUGCUACUGAACGAGAAGAAAUGAAGGGAAAUGAGGGAGAAUCUGUCACUUUAGAUCCUGGUGUAAUAAAAAACCCAAAUGAUUUGAUAAUGUGGUAUUUUAAUGACAGCCGCAUUGCUGAAAUCACGGGAGAACAGAGUAAGACCUGUACAGAUGAUCUUUAUAAAGAGAGAUUCAGAAACAGACUGAAGCUGGACCAUCAGACUGGAUCUCUGACCAUCACAAACACCAGAACCACAGACUCUGGAGUUUAUCAUCUACAGAUCAACAGCACCAGCAGCAGCUUCAGCAUCAGCAGAGUCAAGAGAUUCAAUGUCACUGUCACUGGUGCUGUUCCAGAUUCAGGUUUGUCUUCAGCUAUUGUAGCAGGAAUAGUUGUAGCUGUUGUUCUGCUGGUGGCUGUAAGUGCUGCUGUGGUUUACUGUCGCCGCAGGAGAUAUAUACCAGCAGAACAGAAUGACAGUGAUGUUAAUAACUUGUCACCUGAUCCGAAAUGCAUUCCUUUAAGUCAAAUUCAGACCAAGGCUGCCAAUGAAACAGUGUAACAGCAUUUAGUAUUUCGAUAAUUUCACUGAAAGGGACACUAAAGAGAAUCAGGGAAUGAUGGAGAGAAGAGGAUCAGCUGAAACGCUCUUCAGAGUAAUUGUGUCAUGAUGUUUGACAUUUCAGUUAUUUGGUCCUGCCUGCUUACAUUCACUUAUAAAGUACCUGAAAGCCAUACUCAUGUAAAGGUACAGAUAUCUUACCAGAAAAUGACUUUGGUAGAAGCUGAAGUCACCAUUUAGAAUAUUACUUGAGUAAAAGUCUUAAAGUAUG